Molecule: messenger RNA, 5060 nt
Organism: Alosa sapidissima (American shad)
Lineage: Eukaryota; Metazoa; Chordata; Actinopteri; Clupeiformes; Clupeidae
Gene: slc36a1
Product: solute carrier family 36 member 1
Exons: 12
Coding region: 465-1880 (471 amino acids)
Biological process (GO): proline transmembrane transport; proton transmembrane transport; glycine transport
Cellular component (GO): vacuolar membrane
Molecular function (GO): amino acid:proton symporter activity; L-alanine transmembrane transporter activity; L-proline transmembrane transporter activity
Source: RefSeq, a predicted model, not a curated record
GAUGGCACUGGAAACACCUUUGAGUGUGCUUAGACCGUCUUUCAAAAUGAAUGCUAUUAGGCCUUUCGGCUUGAAUAGCUUUUAUGAGGCCAAGACAGCGGUGUAUGCAUGUCAGCUGACUAGCUGAAUGUCUGUCUGUCAUGUGAUCACGUUGUCUACUUUUGAGGAAACGCGAGAAUUACAAACUGACAGCAGAGAAUCUGCUGACAGCCACCUCUACGUCUGGGAGUAUAAUCCAGAAGCUAGUGCUGUACUAUGGUUCUACCUGCAUUUGACGCGGAGUGUAAGCAUGCACACCGCUAUUGCUAAUAGGAGAUGUGUUUUGGGAUAUUCUAGUCUGCAUUACAGGACGUUUCUGUUACACACAACUGAUCAUUCCACGCAAUUGUAGAUGUGGGGGCCCUCUCACCUGCUCUUCAAAGCCGGAUAACUGACCAACAGACACACACAACGUAACAUCAGCCAUGGCCUCUGACAUCACCUAUCACGAUGGUCCAGUGUUCUCCCGGAUCGACGACAGUCCCGCGGAGGAAGAGCCGCCGUCGCAACCGGCGACCCCGUCCAAUGAGUAUGAGCGCAUCGGUGGAAGAACAGGCUCCUCUUUUUUCCAGACCCUGAUCCAUUUAUUAAAAGGAAACAUUGGCACUGGGCUGCUGGGCUUGCCUCUGGCUGUGAAGAAUGCUGGCCUUGUGCUGGGCCCUCUCAGCCUUUUGGUCAUGGGGAUCGUGGCCAUACACUGCAUGAGCCUGCUGGUCAAGUGUUCUCAUCAUCUGAGUGUCAAGCUGGGCAAGCCUUUUCUUACUUACGGGGAUGCAGUGGAGUAUGGCAUGGAGAACGUCUCUUGGCUGAGGAGGCACUCCGUUUGGGGAAGGCAUCUAGUGAAUGUGUUCCUGAUCAUAACUCAGUUGGGAUUCUGCUGUGUCUACUUUGUGUUUCUCAGUGACAAUGUCAAACAGGUGGUGGAGGUAGCAAAUGGGACGACGUGGAACUGCCACACUAACGAGACUGCAGUGAUCGUGGCGAGCAUGGACUCUCGCCUCUACAUGCUCUGCUUCCUGCCCUUCAUCAUCCUGCUGGUGUUCACACGCAACCUCAAUUUCUUAGCACCCUUCUCCUCGCUGGCCAACCUGGUCAUGGCUGCCAGCCUGGUGCUCAUCUACUAUCACUCCAUCACGAAUAUUUCACUCCCCAUUGACCUGCCGUUGGUGGGACGUGCAAAGGACUACCCUCUCUUCUUUGGGACAGCUAUUUUUGCCUUUGAGGGGAUUGGAGUGGUUCUACCACUCGAAAAUAAGAUGCAGAAGCCACAGAACUUCACCAUGGUUCUGUACAUGGGCAUGGCCAUAGUCACGUUCCUUUACAUCAGUCUCGGCACCGUGGGCUACUUGUGCUUCGGGGAGAACAUCGGUGGGAGUAUUACCCUCAAUCUGCCCAACUGCUGGAUGUACCAGAUAGUGAAGCUGCUCUACUGCUUUGGGAUCUACAUCACGUACGCCCUCCAGUUCUACGUCCCGGCCGAGAUCCUGAUCCCUCAUGCGGUGUCGCGUGUGUCCGGUCGCCUGGAGCUGCUGGUGGACCUCAGCAUCCGUGUGGCACUCGUCACCUUCACAUGUGCUCUGGCCGUCCUGAUCCCGGAGCUGGACCUGGUGAUCUCCCUGGUGGGCUCCAUCAGCAGCAGUGCCUUGGCCCUUAUCAUCCCUCCCCUGCUGCAGCUGCUCACCUUCCACAACGAGGGCAUCUCCUGCUGGGUGGUGCUGAAGAACGUCCUCAUCAGCCUGGUGGGGCUGGUGGGCUUCGUCGCCGGCACCUACAUCUCCAUCGAGCAGAUCAUCAAACGCAACCAUCAGCGGCACAACGACAUCUCCUUCCAGGUCAUGUGAUGGGUGCACGGAGAGGAGGUAGAGGACAUGGAGGAGGACGACACAAAGGUUUCUGACGUGACCUCUUUUAUUUUCAAAUGCUGUACCACCAUUGAUUUUGAUUUUAAUUCCACUCACAGAUCUGCUGUUAUAUUAUUUCUUUUUUUUAUGGAUUGCUACUGGUGUCUUGUUUUUAUAGCGGUUAACGUGUUGGUACUGUUUUAUUGUGUUUUAUUCUGAAUGGGGCUCUGUGCUCACAAUCCCACAGGUGAUUAUUGCAAAGCUCUUUAUUUUGAAGGCCUUGAUCCACCCCUCCCCCCACCUCUGCUUCAGCACAUUUUAACGUUUGUAAUAUUAAAAGAUAUUUCAAGCUUUUGACACUUCAUUAGCUUUAUCUUAUUAUUAGUAUUAUUAGUAUUAUUAUUGUUAUUGUGUUAUUACACAUUGUAAAUUCCCACAUUGUAAAUUAUGUCACAUAUUUGACAUUAUUGUAAAAAAAUGUGGAAAAUAUUAUGGCUGUUGUAUGGGCAGCUGAGAAGGGUUUAAAUGAACUCCUAAUGUUAAGUUAAUUGGUCCUUGACCUUUUGGUGUACCUCAUGCUGAAGUUGAUAUACACAUUUUGCACAUAUUCGCAGAAGACAGUCAUUGCUUCAUUUCAAUGCUUUUUUUGUUGUGUUUUGGGUAUGUGUUUUGGGUACUAACCACAACAGAAUGUGUAUAGUUCACUGAUCACAUUCUUGAUUUGCAAGAGGGAUAGGAACACCAGCAGCUGUUCCUGCAGUUGAACAGGAGUUAAAGUUUCGUAAGUUACUGACUGACCGAAGUCCCUGGGCACCGAACAAACUCCCCAAGGCCCUAUUUUAAAGUUCAUUCCCCUUGAAAUAAGAAGCUGAUAAUUGGGAGCAGUACUAUUUUAAUGGACCACCCUCCUUAGCUGUGGGGCUUAGGUUGUCUGAGACCGACCAGAGCUUCCCUCUCAAACGGUGUGCUCAGAAAAGAUUUGGAAGUAUUUGUCUCCUCAAUGUGGUUUUCAAAGAUACGGAAAGAUCAAAGGGGCGAGGAAACGGAGUGGGCCUGUGUGACAGAAAAACAUUAAACAAAACCGAAGCGUGUAGAAUUCAACAAGAUGAGCGCAUUUUCAGGUCUCCGACUAAAGUGAAAAUUAAAUUCUUCUUGAAGUGCACCAUUAAAGCCAGUGUCUGGCCCUGCACUGGCUUGUUUGAGCUGAUCUUUUGGUAGAACUUGCAAAUCAAGGUGUGUAGGUAGGACUGAAACUUCUAUGUGUUGUUUGUUUUUUUAACUCUUUUUAACUUCUUUUUUUUCUAGUACCAAAGUGCAUUUUAAUUAUUCAUCAAUGGUCUUUUGAGUUCUUUUUUUAUUCAUAUUUGUGAUGAAAUGCAUUGAAAUGUUGUGAUUUUUAGUGUUAUAACCUCAAAGGGGUAGGCUCAGGACCGAUGUCUUCCAGAUGAGAAUAUGAGUUUAAUCAGAAAAAUUUGCUACAUUACACUUUGGCCAUUUAAAAAAAAAAGUGCAAAUAAGACACUUUUGGUGAACCUUGUCACAGGGAGUCUGUAUAUUAAAAUAGAAUAGUUGUCAGUGCCGUUACUGACAAUAGGAUUGUAUGAUAAUGUAUGGUCCCAUAUAAUGGUAAAGACAUAACAUAAGCUGGCAGCCAUUGUUAUCUCUAUGAGGUUAUCUUAAAAUUGAAAUAAAACGUAUAAAACAUAACUUUGGAUGUCUUGAAAGUGCCCCCAAAUUCUAGGCUACAAGUUAUUAUCUAGAACAAUGCCUAGACAAUAAUGGAAAUAACAGCCUUUGAUAUUUAUAUUCACAUUUGCAUUUAUUAAUUUAGCUUUUAUCUUUUAUCCAAAACGACUUACAGAAUUUAAAAUGGUACAGACAAAAAAGGAAUAUUUUAGCCAUUGCCUAGGCCUACCCUUGAUUGCAGUCCAUUUGAACGCAUUCAUUUCUUAGCUUUUUAGGUCAACUUGUUUUUUUUUUUUUGUGCUUUCACAUUCAUUGGCAAGUCUUUACCAUUAUUUGCAACUUUAUUCCAUUUUUCUUUUAAAGUUCAAAAAACAUAAUUUGGUCAGUAAAAUCCAGUACUGCUGUAAUAAAAUCAUUUUUGUAUUUGUUGAAUUUCUAAAUGUUCUUUGGAAUUAUAUUUAAGUUUUUUUUUCUCCAUUUUUCCUCACCAGAUUCCACAUAAUAGUAUAUACAUACAUAAACAUCAAUGAAGCUUUUACCUGAAUUAAAUGUUUAGAGCUUUGAGAGCACUUUGGAGACCAUCAGACUUCCUUAUUCACCAAGUACUGAUUCCAUGUUAGCAGCAGCCACCACUCUUGUGUACCAUAGCAACUCUGGAUGGCACACUAAUGAUCAAAUGCCAAGUUCUGCUUUUUAUUUGGAAGAGGGAAAAGAUUACCUCCUUCUUUGCACUUUAGGAGUGAUCUUUUUUAAUUGACUGUAAUAGUUUUUUUUAAAAAUGUUUUAAAGGUUUUUUUUUUUUUUUAAGUUUGUAAAGCCUUAAUGAGACUGUAUAUAAUGCUUGCCAAAAUAACAUGACAGAUUGACACAGUAGCCACAUUUGCAGUCCAACACGACACCAUGCAUCACAAGGGAAUUCCAAACAUAGCUGGUUAUGACCCACACACAGUCCGGAGGAAUGUCUCACAAGCAGACUUUCUUCAUCUGUGCAGCCCCCUAGUUCCUCAAGCCUGUUCUUUCCCCCUCUGGCCAUUCAUUGGUUUAACUCAAGUGAUCUUUUAUUAGAUCAUCCUAACGAGCCUUACGAAGAUUGUGUCAGAUGGGAGAAUAAACAGGAUUGGAAUAUAUUGGUCCUGGGGCGCGUUUCCCAAAACCAUAGUUGGUAACUAAGUUAACAACUUUGUUAGUUGCAAUGCAAUUUCCCAUUGCCAACCAACUAAGUUGCUAACAGUUUAGCAACUAUGCUUUUGGGAAACGCAUCCCUGAACGGGACAAUCUGCAGAAGUAGCAUUGAUGACCUGUGCUCAGUUAUUAGUUCACAUGUUUGUUCUUGCCCAUGUGAUGUACACUUUUUCUUUUUCAGUGAAGCUUUGUUAAAGUGUGCUAAUAAGGUGCUAUGAUACAGUGCAAAUAUGAAAUGUUUUUUGUUGACUACAUUUUGGCUGAUGUGUUUAUUUGUUGAUGCUGUCAAAUAAAGAAAUACUGAGCAGAUAA